UUUGCCACAAGCUAUCUUAUUUAAGCUAUGAACUUCGCUGGCAGACAGAGGCAAGCUGACCUUGGUUGAAUCCUUUGUAUUUUCAAGUCACUGGACACAAUAUUUCUUUACGUCCUGGAACAUUUCUUCCGAAACAAUAUGGCUUUUACCGUCGGCAUUGCGGGUAUCACAGGCAAGUUUGCACGUCUUGUCGUCAAGGAUCUCCUCCAGAACUACCCAGAAGUCCGCAUCCGGGGUUUUUGCCGCAAUGCCUCUAAGCUACCCGGCCAUCUUCGGGAGUCCAACCGCAUCACCACGAUUCAGGGUGACUCCCUGAGCUUGGAAGAUGCUCGACGAUUCGUGCGUGGGUGUGAGGUGGUCAUCUGCUGCUACCUAGGCGACAAUCAGUUCAUGACCGACGGGCAAAAAGUGCUGGUGGACGCGUGCGAGCAGGAGGGGGUCACUCGCUAUCUAGCUAGUGACUACUGCCUAGACUUCACGAAACUGGAGCUUGGCCAACAUCCGGCGAAGGACCCGAUGAAGCUCGUCAAGGCUCAUCUGGACACCAAGGCCACUGUUCAAGGGGUCCAUGUACUGAUUGGGGCCUUCAUGGAGACCUUCUGGAGCGGGUACUUCGGCGUGUUCGAUCCCGCAGAGACAACCUUCUCGUACUGGGGCGAAGGCGAUGAGGUUUGGGAGUCAACAACCUAUGGCACCGCCGCAGAAUUCGUGGCGGCUGUUGCGACAGACCAGAAUGCCGUCGGCCUGCAGCACUUUGUCGGCGACAGGAAGAACAUCCACCAGAUCGCUCACGAGUUCGCUGAAGUCUACGGCAAGAGACCCCGGUUGGUGCGACUCGGGUCCAAAGAUGACCUGUAUCAAAAGAUGCACUCAAUCUAUGACAAGAAUCCUUCGGACGUUUAUGCAUACCUAGCCCUGUUCUACCAGUAUUACUGUACCAACGGACAAACCUAUCUCAAGCCAGAGUUGGAUAAUUCCAAGUACCCCAUGGUGCAACCAGUAACGUUCAAGCAGUUUAUGCAGUCCCACACGAUCGAGGAGUUGAGUGGAUCUUACCAGAAUGCGGGAUCGAACGUUUAAAUGAACAUUGGAUGGAGGAAUCUUAUAUUUGGCUAGCAAAUGUGAAAUUAAGUUCAUGUUACACUAGGUGACGGUAGUACACCAGAAAGCAAAUCACUCAUUAAGAUUUUACAAAAGGCGAGAGGAAGGAUCAGUAUGAUAAGAUGUGAGGCCUAUCAACAUGCAAGCUUGAUAAAUGAACCGAGACGUCUCGAACAAGUGGUGUACCUACCAUGAAAGCGUUGGAUUGAAAGCAUAUAGCCUAUGAUAAAC
Messenger RNA from Aspergillus pseudotamarii, 1332 nucleotides. RefSeq names its product NAD(P)-binding protein. The record is from RefSeq and is a predicted model, not a curated record. Bases 139 to 1080 code for a protein of 313 amino acids. NCBI's taxonomy places the organism in Eukaryota, Fungi, Ascomycota, Eurotiomycetes, Eurotiales, Aspergillaceae. The transcript is spliced from 3 exons.